AUGGCAUUGGCAGCUCAACUCGCAGCUUUGCGUAACACAAUGAAGGAUUUGGUCAUGCUAGAGCAACAUGUUGCAGAAGCUCAACCUCCAAAUGAGCAGUGGAUGAAUCAAAUGCUAGAAAAUCAUGAAGUUAUGCUUCAAGGUCAUGGAGCUAUCUUGAAGAGCCUUGAGAUACAAAUGGGGCAGAUUGCUUCUGCCCUUAGUAGUAGACCUUUGGAGACACUACCAAGUGACACAGAAAUACCUAAAAGGGAUGGAAAAGAAGUGUGCAAAGCCCUCAACUUGAGGAAUGGACAGCAAGUGGAUAACUUUGUUACAACCCAACCAUCAACCACUCAAUCCUCACCUCAAGACAAAGAUGAUGAAGAGGAAAACAUUGUUGAACCAGUAAGGGCAGCAAUGAAAUCAAAUGAAUUAGACAAGCCUAUGCACAAUAUUGAGGCUCAUCAACCUAUAUCAAAGGCAAGACAGAUCCCUUCUCCUCAAAGACUCCAAGAGCAGCAACAGGAGCACUGUCUCUCCAACAAUUUGUCAGCCAAGCUGGAAAAUCCAGGUUCUUUUACAAUAACUCCUCAAAUAGCUGAUAGGUCACUUGCACACCAUGAUGGAAAAAUAGAGAACAAAUCAGUGAAAGUUUAUAGGUUUAUUUUUCCAGCAAAUUUCAUAAUAGUUGAUUUUGAAGCUGACAAGGAUAUGCCUAUUAUAUUGAAUAGGCCAUUCUUAGUUAUGGAGAAUGCUAUAAUUGAUUUUAAAACAGGAGAACUAACCAUGGGAGUUAAUGAGGGAAAGAUAACUUUUAAUGUUUUAGAAGCCAAGAAUUUCAUUGAUGAAGAUUCUAAUGAUUGUUCUGUUAUUUCUGUUUGGGAUCAUCUG
Gastrolobium bilobum is the source of this 873-nucleotide messenger RNA. RefSeq lists its product as uncharacterized. NCBI's taxonomy places the organism in Eukaryota, Viridiplantae, Streptophyta, Magnoliopsida, Fabales, Fabaceae. The record is from RefSeq and is a predicted model, not a curated record. The transcript is spliced from 2 exons. The annotation marks the transcript as partial.